This is a messenger RNA of Oppiella nova, 277 nucleotides long. The record is from the annotation of a GenBank genome assembly. NCBI's taxonomy places the organism in Eukaryota, Metazoa, Arthropoda, Arachnida, Sarcoptiformes, Oppiidae.
CAUGGAUGUCCAACAGAAACAGAUUGUCACCAAACUUAUGGAAUCCAUUCCCACACUUCGUAUCAGACAUUUGGGCAAAACUAUAACCCCGGAGAAGGUGGCCGUCGAGUGCUCUAUCAAAUACGUCAAGAAUAAGGAGUUCCUUAUUUUGCCCGAAAUGGAUCUCUUAUAUCAACUCAAUUGGCUUAAUCUGAUCCGCGGUAACGAAGUGUUGUUGAAUAAAUUCAUGGUUAGAGUGGAGAAGGAGGUCAACCAUUUUAAGGACGACAUGAGUACG